Molecule: messenger RNA, 2454 nt
Organism: Penicillium roqueforti
Lineage: Eukaryota; Fungi; Ascomycota; Eurotiomycetes; Eurotiales; Aspergillaceae
Exons: 1
Coding region: 1-2454 (817 amino acids)
Molecular function (GO): DNA binding
Source: RefSeq, a predicted model, not a curated record
AUGAUGAACUACGGUGGUCACCAAUUUCACCCUCAACAGCCGCAGCAGUCUCAGCAACAACAACAUCAAGGUGUUCAGCCCCAACAUCCGUUGGGUCCACAGCCUCAACGCCAGCAUGCCCAAUCGCCCUUACUAGGUGCGGGGCCGCCGCUGCCACAGCAUGGCAGUCCCUUCCCGGGCAACAAGCCAAUUUUUCGGGGCCAACCUCAGCAGAACUUCGCUGCGUCGCAAUCUCCAGAUAUGCGUAAGAUGACCCCGACAUCGGGGUCAUUGGGUGGCUACCCCACUAGCAGCAGUUAUGGCCAAUUCCCGGGGCAAUUUACGGCGCAGAGCUCCCCGGAUCUUAUGUCUCGCAACCCAGACCCUAUGGCGCUGCAGAACCUGCAGCGUGGGUUUAAUCCAAUGGCCCACCUUCGGCCGCAGCCAGGGACAACUGGCCUCACUCAUGGACACCCCAUGAGUGUUCCUUCGCCACAGCAGGCGAUGAACAGACUACCUCACGCAGGCAUGCAACAGAGGGAUAACCAUACCUCUGCUAGUCCGUCUAUGGCUAGCCCGUCUAUGUUUGCUUUAAAUCAACAGCGACAGGCACAGCCGCAGUCACAGCCGCAGUCACCUCAGCAAACACACCAACAGCUGCAACAGCAGAUCCAACAGCAGCAGUUCCAGCAGCAACGACUAGAGCAGCAGCAAAGAAUGGAACAGCAAAGGAUGGAGCAGCAAAAGCAAAUCCAGCAGCAGCGCUUGGAACAGCAGCAGCGGCUUGAGCAACAGAAGGAAUUGGAGCAGCAAAAGCUAGACGAGCAAAAGAUGUUGGAGCAGCACCAGCAGCAACAACGCCUAGAGCAACAGAGGCUCGAGCAACAGAAACAGCAUCAGCAACGGCUGGAACAGCAGCGGCUUGAGCACCAGCAGAAGCAGCAACUGGACCAGCAGAGAUUGCAAAAAUUGCAGCACCAAAGUCAGGCGCACAACCCGUACCAACAACAAUCACCGUUUUCCCAACACACUCAGCCUCCAUUCCACCCAUCUCAAUAUCAGCACCACCAAGUUCAAUCGCAACAUCAGUACGCCCCACACCAGACGCAAUUUUCUCAGCCGCAGCAGACCCAAUUUCAACCAUCUCCGCACCAGGCUCAGUUCCAGCAUUACCAGGGACCACACUCAGCUGCCGUGUCUUCAUCGCAGCCAGCUGCACCGGUUAUCUCUGCAGUCACUGAAAGUCCGGUCAUACAGCCUGACGAGUCGAGUCCUGCACCGAAGAAGAAAGCCAAGACCAAGAAGGCUCCUCCGCCUCAACCUCAAGCUGUUCAGACCCAAUCCCAGCCUCAUGUCCAACCUCAGCUAAAUGCCUCCAUGACUGUUCCUAACGCUGUCCCCACACAGGCCAACGGACAAGGGCAGAUGCCCGCUGUGGCCACAGUUGGAGGUGACCAGAUUGCCACUCCGCCUUUGAAGCGUCGUCGGGGACGGCCUAGGAAGGAGGAAGUUGCGGCUAGGCUUGCUGCGCAGGCCGCACAGGCUGCCCAAAACGGCGAGUCUAUGCCGGGAGUUCCUCAGCCAGGACAGGCUUCAUUCACUGCGAAUAUGACACCGACCGCUCCAGGCUCCACCGCACCGAAUAGCACAAUCAAGGGAACGCCUAUUCUGGGACCGGACGGCACUCCGCUGAAGCGAAAACGUGGACGUCCUCGUAAGGCUGAUCAAAUUGCAUGGGCAGCUGCAACGGGUCAACCUUUACCACCCCCUAAACCAAGGAAGCCAGCUUCAGCCAAACCAAAGGCACCUGGCACGGGCCGACCACGUGGGCGGCCUCGGAAGGCUGAUGUGGCUGCGGCGGCCGCAGCUGCAGCCGCUGCCGCGGCUAGUGGAGAUCAGACGCAAGCAGAGGUCAACUCUCAAUUGCGCGAGGGUGCAGAUACAACGACGAUACUGAACCGUGCAACCUCUUCAAUCGAUGAAGAGUCGCGCAAGCGGCACUGCCCGACACCAACGCAGAUGCUUCAAGGCCAGUCUCUGCCGCAACAGCAGAACCUCCAUAUGUUCCAACAGAAUCAGCCUUCACAGGCGCAGGCAAAUCAGCAUAUUGGGCAGCCGCAAGUCCAGCACAUGCACCAGCAACAGAACCAACACAUGUCUGCACAACCCGGUUCUCACUUGCCGCAUAGCCAAUCCCUGCCCCAGCAGCCUGGCCAGCCGCUCUCUAUGCCACACAUGCAAAUGCAUCAUCAUUCUCCUGUCCACCCUCCACGGCCUCUUCCUCAUCAGCCCUAUCUUCAAUCUCCGAUGCAACAACAUAUGCAACACCCGAUGUCUGAGUCCCCUGUCCACGGGAUACCAGGACAAUCACGCAGACCACCAAUUCCACAGCGGAGCCAAGCCCCUCCCCCGCCCGCACCACAGCAUGAACAUCAGCAUACCUUCCAGGUCCAGAUGCAACCGCAACCAACCUAG